Messenger RNA from Drosophila subobscura, 1924 nucleotides. RefSeq names its product delta-1-pyrroline-5-carboxylate dehydrogenase, mitochondrial (gene P5CDh2). Gene Ontology annotation, molecular function: L-glutamate gamma-semialdehyde dehydrogenase (NAD+) activity. Lineage: Eukaryota; Metazoa; Arthropoda; Insecta; Diptera; Drosophilidae. The transcript is spliced from 2 exons. Gene Ontology annotation, cellular component: mitochondrial matrix. The record is from RefSeq and is a predicted model, not a curated record. The coding region runs from base 54 to 1901 and encodes 615 amino acids.
AGACAGUGUCAUUGGGAUUGCCUGAGGAACGCAUUCCCUUACCUUGACGAAAUAUGAUGUCCAAGGCGGCUCUUUGCAUUGCUUCAAGUAUGCGGUCAACACUUCCGAGGCACGGGGCUUUAAUAAAACGCGGUGUGCUGGCGAAUGCUAGUAAUAGAAGCAAAUCCGACCGUGCUCGCUUGGUAGAACACUUCGAUCCGGUGCCCAUUGCCAACGAGAAGCUGCUCGAUUACGAGAAUGGUUCAAGUGAACGCAAGGAACUGGAGUCGUCGCUGCAAAAAAUUCUGUCCUCAGUGAAGCACGUGCCCAUUGUGAUCGAUGGCGAGGAGCAUAAGGUGCGGAACGAGCUGCUGCAGGUCUUGCCGUACAACAUCAAGAGGCCCAUAGCUCGAUAUGGCCACGCGUCUCACGGGAUGCUGGAAAUGGCCAUAGAGAAGACAGUGGAGGCGCAGGAGCGAUGGGACAGGACACAGUUGAGUGAGCGGAUGUACAUCUGGCAAAGGGCGGCUGAGAUGAUAGCCACCAAAUACCGCUUCGACAUUGUCGCCGCCACAAUGCUCGGCCAGGGAAAGACGCUGCGGCAGGCGGAGAUGGAUGUGGCCGAACUCGUCGAUUUUAUGCGCAUCAGUCCCGCCUUCCUGCGCGACGUGGCCAGCUAUGAGCCCAUCAACGACUUCCCCGUCACGCAGCGCAACUACAUGCGACUGCGUGGCUUGACCGGAUUCGUGGCUGCAAUCAGUCCCUUCAACUACACCAGCAUUGCGGCCAACUUGGCCUUUACGCCGGCCCUGAUGGGCAACGCGGUGAUGUGGAAGCCCUCGGACUCGGCCAUUCUGUCCAACUGGUACGUGUUCCAGGCCAUGCGCGACGCUGGGCUGCCCGAUGGUGUGGUCAACUUUAUUCCGUCGGAGGAGACGACCUUUGCCGCGGCUGUCACGCAGCACUCCAAGCUGGCCGGGAUUCACUUUACGGGCACCGCGGGAGUGCUGAAGGUGCUGUGGCAGCUGGUGGCCAACAACAUAAAUGUCUACGAGAACUAUCCACGGCUGGUGGGUGACUCUGGCGGCAAGAACUUUCACUUUGUGCACUCCUCUGCCGAUCCAGAGACAGCGGUGGCUUGCACCAUCCGGGCGGCCUUCGAGUAUGCGGGCCAGAAGUGCUCCUCCUGCUCGAUGCUGUACGUGCCCCAGUCGCUGUGGGAGUCGCACAUCAAGAAGCCACUGCUGGAGAUCAGCUCCCAGCUCUUUGUCAGCAAAGCCACCUACUGUGAGUGCUUCUACUCGGCGCUGAUCAACAGGCAGGCCUACAAUCGCAUCUACAUGUGGCUGCGGUACAUCGGGCUGAAUCCCGACUGCGAGCUCCUCACCGGCGGCACGUGCAGCCGGAAGCAGGGCUACUACGUGGACCCCACCAUUGUGCAGGUGCACGACCUCAACGAUCGCAUCUGCAGGGAGGAACUCCUGGGGCCCAUUCUCUGCGUUCAUGUCUAUGCGGACGAGGAGUUGCCGCAGACCAUGGCCAAGGUGGCCGAAAUAAAUCACGGCCCCAUCGGCUCUGUCUUUGCCAGCGACGCUGAUUUCAUCGAUGAGGCCUACAGGGUCUUCAAGUUUAAUGUGGGAAAUCUGAAUGUCAACGACAAGUCCACUGGCGCCAUGGUGGCCAGGCAGCCCUUUGGAGCCGGCCACAUGACGGGCACCAGCGACAAAUUGGGCAGUCCGCACGCUCUCCUGCGUUGGACGUCCCCGCAGGUGAUCAAGGAGUCCUUCAAGCCACACGUCAGCGUGUACUAUCCCUACAUGGAGAUCACUGAACACAUACAGAAUAUUGGCAAGCCACAGCCCAAGCCGGAAAGCAAAGUACAACCUCAGAUGGAGAGCAGAGACGAACCGCAAGUGGCAUAAAUGUCCCCCGUGGCUUGUGGCUC